AGCGCGGCGGCGGGGCCGAGCGGGGGCCAGCCCGACACCCGGCCGCCGGCCCGGGCGCCUUCACGCCGUCCCGGAGCGGAGAAUGCUGUGAGCAGGCGCCGCGUCUGCGACCCCGCUGGGUCUGCGCGCACCGGCGGGGAUUCUCGGCGGCUGCGGGUUUCUCCUCGUUGUGGAAGGGACUGAUUGAUGUGACUGGCUCUCCAGGAAGCCCCGUUUGGCCAGAACCUCAGGACGGUCCUCAGACCCCAUCAUCUCAUUUCAGAGCCACUUCUGAAGCCGCUUGAGAAAAAUGAUGUGACGGUUCUCAUCAAAAAGGAUUUUUUCAGAAACCUAUAACAUCCGUGAAGGAAAGUGGCCCCUUUUCCCUCCUGUGAAAUAGACGUUCUCAAAUUCCAAGAUGCCGGCCAAGACCCCCAUUUACCUGAAAGCGGCCAAUAACAAGAAAGGAAAGAAAUUUAAACUGAGGGACAUUUUGUCUCCCGACAUGAUCAGUCCCCCCCUCGGAGACUUCCGCCACACCAUUCACAUCGGCAAAGAGGGCCAGCACGACGUGUUUGGAGAUAUUUCUUUCCUUCAAGGGAACUAUGAGCUUCUGCCUGGGAACCAGGAGAAGGCGUGCGUGGGCCCGUUCCCCGGGCACAACGAGUUCUUCCGGGCCAACAGCACCUCGGACUCCAUGUUCUCAGAGACGCCCUCCCCGGUGCUCAAAAACGCCAUCUCCCUCCCGACCAUCGGAGGGUCCCAAGCGCUCAUGUUGCCCUUAUUGUCACCGGUGACAUUUAAUUCCAAACAGGAGUCCUUUGGGCCGGCAAAGCUGCCCAGGCUUAGCUGUGAGCCCGUCAUGGAGGAAAAAGCUCAGGAGAAAGGCAGCCUGUCGGAGAGCGGGACCGUCCACCAGGGAGACACCUCCUGGGGCUCCAGUGGUUCCGCAUCUCAGUCCAGCCAGGGCAGGGACAGCCACUCCUCCAGCCUGUCCGAACAGUACCCCGACUGGCCCGCCGAGGACAUGUUUGACCACCCUGCCUCGUGCGAGCUCAUCAAGGGAAAGACUAAGUCGGAGGAGUCCCUCUCUGAUCUCACAGGUUCCCUCCUCUCCCUGCAGCUCGACCUUGGGCCCUCACUUUUGGAUGAGGUGCUGAAUGUCAUGGAUAAAAAUAAGUAACAGGAUACCAGCUCUUUUCCUUUGGGGUAAAAGGUACCAAACAACAACAACAAAACUAACACCAGUCGCACAGUUGAAAGAAGGGCUUCCUGGGCUGUAUUUGCAGUUGUGUGAUGGGUUUUCUAAAAUAAUGUUCCUACAAAAUAUUUUUUUUUUUACCUGUUUGCAAAAACACUUCAGAAAAAAGCAAAAAAAAAAAAAAACCACAAAACCUGUCCUGGCAAAAAGAGGAAGUGAGUGAGUCAGAGCCCAUUUUCAGCAGAUUAGCUCACUUUUGUUGUUUGCAGACGCACGUAGGAAAUCUGGCUUGGCCAGGACUGGCACUAGCUAUGAGGGCUGGAUGAGUCUCGUUAAGGAACCUUACCGAACUUCACAGCACUCCAACAUUUUCUGAGCAAGAGGAAGUCAAAAAUUAUUUAACACCUAAGCCUUUUUUUCUAGACUCUUUUCUAUAUUAUAUUGUUUGGGUUCACCACAGUGAAUUCUCCAGUGUUAAAGCUUUUCUCUGUUUUCACAUUUGAACAACUUUGUGGGUUUGGGGGAUUUUCUUGUAGUUCUUCUAUAUCCCUAUAUAUUAUAUCUAUAUCGCAAAUUUUUGACUGUCAGCUACAUGUUGGUAAGACACAAGCAAAGUAUUACUGUAACUAAGUUAUUUUUAAAGUUAAAAUAUAUUUUUAUGUGCCUUUGGCUUUUUAUUGCAGAGUCUACAUUUUAUAGAUAAUACAUCAAAUGUGGUCAGUUUGACUUGUUUCCGUUGGGGUUCCAUUGUAAGCUGUGUACGUGUGUGUUCAGAAAAGUGUAUUCAUUCUUAGCUUUAUUUUUUUUUUUCCUCCAUCUGUAUCAUACUUUUAACAGCAGCCAAUAAUGGAUUGUAAAACAUAAAGGCACAGGUUACUCAUGAUGCUUCCGCAGAGACUGUGGGCUACACCACGCAAUGUAAUGUGGAAAUAUGGGUAUUUUAGUACAGUACAUACUUGCAUUACAUAGGUACUUCAUACAACACAAUAAAGAGUAAAUGUUAAAUUGAA
Molecule: messenger RNA, 2190 nt
Organism: Microcebus murinus (gray mouse lemur)
Lineage: Eukaryota; Metazoa; Chordata; Mammalia; Primates; Cheirogaleidae
Gene: CDC42EP3
Product: CDC42 effector protein 3
Biological process (GO): regulation of cell shape; positive regulation of actin filament polymerization; positive regulation of pseudopodium assembly
Cellular component (GO): cytoplasm; plasma membrane; cytoskeleton
Molecular function (GO): small GTPase binding
Source: RefSeq, a predicted model, not a curated record